This is a messenger RNA of Aspergillus uvarum CBS 121591, 1599 nucleotides long. RefSeq lists its product as uncharacterized. The transcript has a single exon. Gene Ontology annotation, molecular function: protein binding. The record is from RefSeq and is a predicted model, not a curated record. Lineage: Eukaryota; Fungi; Ascomycota; Eurotiomycetes; Eurotiales; Aspergillaceae. Bases 179 to 1168 code for a protein of 329 amino acids.
UGCUUUGGGUGAGAUUUGAGUGGGGGUGACGAUCUGCGACAAAUGAGUUUCGGAUAGUGCCACCAAGGUACGCGAGGGACCUUGAGGCCGCCGCCCCCGUCACAUAUAUGAAAGACGAUGGCCAGAUCAUCUCCCCUCUCGAACGUCUAUCGCAAUCUUCGCCAUACACUACAUCAUCAUGCAUUGCAUGCUUGACAAAUUACCAUUGGAGCUUCUGGAGCUCAUCUGCGACGAGCUCGAGACUCAGGAUCUAGCCUCUCUGCUGGCAACAUGUCGCCAUACAUACAACCGAACAAUCCACCGCCUGGCCCAACGCUACUCAGAAAUACACCUCGAUUUCUCGAAGGGAAGCCUCAGUCAAAUCCACGCGAUCGCCAAUAACGAUAUCAUGCGCCAGCAUGUUCAGCGGUUGGUGGUCAUGGCUCCCGAGCCGUUUCUGGGGCGCAAUCUCGAAUGGCAGCGCAGCGCCGCGGGCCACCUUUUCAACCCCCUCGAAAAUCCCAUUAUCCGACAGUUUCGCAAUAACCUGGUCGACAAGCUGGUCAAUUGUCGAUCAUUCGUGAUUUCACCACUGGGCAAUCACCUUGCGUCCGACGAUGACGAGAUGGAUGUGUCUUAUGAUCAACACUUCACCCCCGACGACGCCGCGAGCAUCCUGCUUGACAUCAUCGCUGAUACUGCUCUGCCCGUAAAGCUCUUCUGGUAUGGCCGAGGAACGAACUAUCGGUCCGAGAUCAUGAAUAUUCAGCGAUUGCCUAAAACACUCUUUAUCAGUCCAGGAUUUCGUGCAGGAUGGGGCUCGCUCACAAACUUCCAUCUGGAGCACAAGCUCACGCCACAGAACUAUUCCUUUCUUUUGAAUAUGCUGCUCAGCACCCCAAAUCUUCGGAAACUGUAUCUCAGUCUAACACCUAAAGACCUGGCAAUUGAAUUCUAUUCGCAUGUCGCCAAGUCGGAGUCUCUAUCCUGCCUAGUGGAACGGAUAUCGCUCUGCUGUACAGCCAUUCGGUCGUCGGACCUCAUGCACAUACUCGAUCGGUCUCGACAUACACUGAAGCGAAUGAUUCUUUCUGACGUUGGAGGCUUGUCGGGGAGCUUACCCCAAUUACAGGACCAGCUGUCUAGUUUCCCCUGUCUGGAGAAGGUGGACUUGAGAAUCUGCCAAUAAUCAAUGAUUAUGCACGGUACCAAAUGAGAUACGAAUUACGCCUUUUACCUGCGCUUUACAUGCUUUGGCCACAGCCAUACCUGCUGGAGGUGUAGGUUUCACGCCGUGAUGUAAUAUAUACCAACCAUCAGCAUCCUGCUCAGGACACGACAACCUCACUACAAGGCGACAUGCCGAGGAUUGUCUUUUGAAACCUGAAGACAAGCACAGACCUUACUCGCAUCCAGGCCUUAUCAGAUGCGGAUGAUCAUUCUGACUUGUCUCAUGGCCUUGAAGGAGGAGCUGCCAGCCGUUCUGGCCGCUUAGGGCCCCGGACUCUGCAGGCUGAUCAUUUGGUUAUGAGUGGUUGCUUGCUGGCUCAGUCACGGCACUUGAGUGAUUGCCCGAGCCUGCUUUCCUAGUUUAGACAUAUAAUCAUAAUUGAAUCCAGU